Molecule: messenger RNA, 603 nt
Organism: Candida dubliniensis CD36
Lineage: Eukaryota; Fungi; Ascomycota; Pichiomycetes; Serinales; Debaryomycetaceae
Product: enoyl-CoA hydratase
Exons: 1
Coding region: 1-603 (200 amino acids)
Biological process (GO): sphingolipid biosynthetic process; very long-chain fatty acid biosynthetic process; fatty acid elongation
Cellular component (GO): endoplasmic reticulum membrane
Molecular function (GO): 3-hydroxyacyl-CoA dehydratase activity
Source: RefSeq, a predicted model, not a curated record
AUGUCACAGCCAAAUAAGUGGUUAAUUGCCUAUAAUUCAAUUUCUGCAUCAUUAUGGUCCAUUGUUUUAUUUAACACUGUUUUCUUGUCGCUUACACUCGGUCAACCAUAUGUGUUUGAAAAAACAAACAAAACCACUACUGUUAUACAAACUUUGGCUGUGGUUGAGAUUGUCAAUUCAUUAUUAGGAUUGGUCAAGUCUCCAUUGUUUACUACUGUCACCCAAGUGUUUUCUCGUUUGUUAAUUGUUUGGGGGAUUCACCAGUAUUUGCCAGAUUCUCCUGCAAACUACCAUUGGUGCUACAUCACUUUAUGUUUAAGCUGGUCCAUCACUGAAAUUAUAAGGUAUUCGUACUAUGCCAGCAACUUAACUGGUCAAGUCCCAUUCUGGUUAACGUGGUUAAGAUACACAACAUUUUACGUUUUAUACCCAACCGGGGUUUUCUCAGAAGUAUGUCUGGUUAUCUUGUCCUUAGAUGACGCGGGAUUUUAUUACGGUUGGAUUUUGAAAAUAAUUUUGGUUGUCUAUAUACCUGGUUUUUACAUGCUUUACACCUAUAUGAUUAAACAAAGAAAGAAGGUCUUGAACAAAAAAACCCAGUAA